AUGGACAUAGACGAGGGGUACCUUUCCUCGGAUCCAUCAGAUGUCGAAAUGUACAUCACUCCUACUCCUUCGGCCCCAGCGUCCCACCUGAACGAUAGCAAGCCUGACCUCCAAGCGGACGACGCCGUCAGCACGAAGGCGAGCUCAGAUAUCGACGAAGUCGAACACCCCGAGGAAGGCGUCUCCGACCCUCAAGAAUCCAUGGACCUUCUUGGGCGCGUUCGAGGCAUGCACAGGCUCCUCGACCUCAUCUACGAAACAGGCUCUGGAGGAAUCGUGGACAAGGUUGACUUUCGUGCACUCGACAAUCACGUUAUCAAGCCUGUCGGCGUAUACGGUAGCAUUUCUCGGCUCGUCGAGUUUCUUCACGAGCUUGGUCGUGUAGAAGAUGAAACUGCUGCUCUGCUACUCGCCGAAAGGGACGAACGCUCGGGACAUUCCCGCCCCGUGCUGAGACCCGGUCUUUACCUUCUUGAUGCUCGCGAGGUCCAGCAAGAUCUCAUGUACAUCGUCUUCUGGCCCGAAGACGAAACAUGGCUCGAUGGCUCGACCUCCUCUGUCGCUCGCAAUCGGGUGACCUUUAUGAGAUAUCUCACCAAAUUGUGUGACCAACUUGUAUGCCUCAUCUCCGACGAACAUUCUGCCAAUCUGGUGUGGAAGGAAGAAGGUCCAGCCAAGACCGACGGGGACGAGGAAGAAGAUACAGAAGUGGAUGAAUCCAUGGACGACUACGAUCGUGUCUAUACCUUUGCCGUCGAACAAACAAACGAGGAAGAGGAAGGUGUCGAGGCUAAACCAGGGUUCAAGUUUCACCAUUCUUCUAUUCAUCAAACAACGAAUUCACCUCUCAACCUUCCCGACGCUUUGAGUCUCGACCUCUUUCGGUCGCAAAUCGUCGUUGGAGACACAUCUCAAGCGCUUCUAAAAUGCGAAUAUAUUGCAGAGGAGCUGAAGACUUUGGAUCUGGAUGAGGUUCUUGCUCCGCUCGCGCUCAAAGACCGGAUCAGUCCUGAAAAAUCUUCUACUAUUAUUCUGGGAGACAAGAUUUCCCACGAGGGUCUCCGGCUUCUCCUGGAACAUGGCCUUUGGGAUCGGCUCGGCAAGCUCAAGGACGAUUGGAACGAUCACAGUCGUGUAUUUCGUGACACUCUCGAAUCCGAAAGGAAGGCACAGAGAUCCCAAGGGCUUGAGCGCAUCAAUGGUGCGCGUCAGUUACUGAAACGGUCGAUGCCGCUAUACAUGAUAUAUCAAGCCGUUAAAUACUACCCUUUGCUCAAGCAAGACGUUCCAAUCCUCUUCAGGGAGGUGACUGUUCACGAACCUGGCGAGAAACUCGCUGAAGAAUUGAACGUCGGGUUUGCCGAGAUCGAAUCAUUCUUUCAGGCAAACCAAAGUGACAAACAGCAAGAGAUUGACCUAAAGUUGAAGACACUUGAAACACAUCGCAAUGCUCUCUAUGAUACACUCAAACGACGAAUUCGACGAGUAGACGAAGCUAUAAAUACGCGGGAUUGGCUCUCCGAAGAAGACAUACAGAAGCUGGUCGAUCUUAUCCCCACGAAGGGCAACUGGAACAAGGAAUUCCGUAGCAUUACUCGAAGGGGAGACGAAAAGGCGUGGCAUCAAAAGCUUACCGAUGGUGUCACUACGGCAAUGGCCAGCGCAGUGACAACAGUCGUGAACGCAAUUCCCGGUGCUCCUCAUCUUACCGCCGAUCGGGUCGCAAGACUUCCAGAUCUCCCUCACCAAAACGAUAUCGAAUUUGUUCACUGGGCUUCACAGUUGGAGGCGGAUAGACCUGUCUUUCUUGAUGCUAUUCAGGAGCUACGCCGAAGAAUCCGAGAAAUUAUCGUCAAAAAGAUUGGAGAAAUGGCCUCGAUCCCAGACGACAUAUGCUGGAAGAUGCAACAGCAGUUUGAUAGAGAAAUUCAGCAGGAUUUCGAUCAGCGGAAGGAGAAAGAGGAGGUCCGAGCUUUUGCGGAACUCAAGGAUAAGAUCCGAGAGCAUCUAGCCUCACAGGGUGAACCCGGCGGAAGGACAAUUACCAUCAAACACGUGACCAAUCAAAAGGGCUUUGGGUACUACGGUCCACCACGAGUUCGUAUCGAAGGAACAAUCAGUGUCUUGAAACGCCCUGGCUUAAAAUACACGCUCUGGCCACUUGAAAUCAAGGACGAAGACCGACGCAAAAGUUCCGAUGAUCCCGAUCAUGUUUGCAUGCCGGUCAUCAGACCAACUAAUGCAACUGCGUUUGAGCUACGCUUAGAUACAAAUAUCAAAUUUGCAUGUCUUGCUGGUAAUGACCAGUGCAUUGUCGUUUUGGAGAGUGCUGGGGAACUUCAUGUUCACUUCGAUUCUUUCAGCACUAUCAGCCAGUCGAUUAGCAGAGGCGGCUUUGCAAAGAGACUUCAUCUGACGAAGAUGGGCGCAAAUUGUCUAUUUGCUUUCGAUGAAACUAAGAAGCUUCUGGCAAUCGCGGCUGUCAACGAUAGCUCCGUUUACCUGCAUGUAUACUCUUGCGAUCCACAAAGCAAGACAAUCAACUCUCGAGGAAGCGCACUCAACCUCACAAAGUGGUGGAACGAAAGCCUGCCCCAUUUCACACACCUUGUAUUUGUGCCGGGUACAGAAGAACUCGUUAUGAUUGAGAAAAGUGGGAUAGUCAGAGUCUUCUCUAUGAUUACCGACAACUUCAGGCCUUCGACUCUUGAACUCGAGGGCUCUCCUUCCGAGGCCUAUAGCUCUCCAGACGGCUCUUCCCUCAUUACUGUUCACCGGGGGGUCGAAGAUAGCAGACCUCGGAUAAGAUGCUUUCAUUGGACGUCUUUUGGCUCAAAUGAGGGUAUUGCGAUUGAUUGGCCAAACUAUAUACCUUUGGACGCCCCCCUCGCCGUCUCGUCUGUUGGUAAUCGAAACAUACCCCACAUCAUAUUUCUACAUGUCGAGGAGGGAGCGUGCCACUCCCUACAUCUUCAUAUUACCAAAAAGUCGAGCGAGUUUACAUUUCGUUCAAGCAACAAAGGCGACCAAGGCGAAUCCAACAUGCGACAUUCGGUCAAUAAUUCCCUUAUUGACUGUCAUGCAGAAGUGUGGACGCGCUUCCCAGUUCAAGCUGCUAUCAAGAAUGAGCCUUCGGAUGCCGCGAUCCGGCUUUCGAAGUCAAUUACAUUCGUUUCAACCGCUCCAGAGCAUUCUUUCCAGGUCUACUUCUCGACUUUGAUUCGACAGUUUGAGACCAAGACGAGAAAGCCGACCAAAGGGGUCCUAAAGAAACUGAAAGUGUCUGCUUCAGAAGCAUGGUCCCCUACAUUCGAACAACUUGAAAUCUCCCAAACUCCCAUUGGAGAAUGGCUUGUUUCAAUGUUUUGCCUUAUUCCGAUACACCUCGCCAUCACGUCUUCCAACCGAUUUAACCCUCUGAAAGAUGGUGUAGUCUCUCCAGAAUUCGAGAGAUCGCUUCUUGGAGCCAAUGUCGCUCAGAUUGCCGAGUCGUUGUCAUUUGGCUGGUAUGAAUCUAUCUUCAACUCCUAUCUGGCCAAGAAGCCAGUCAAAGUUGUGACCUCCAUGGGGGAGCAGUCCGUGGGCAAGAGUUUUGCGUUGAAUCACCUCGUUGACACAUCUUUUGCUGGAUCUGCCAUGCGAUGUACGGAGGGGGUAUGGCUCUCGGUCACGCUCACUAAAGCUUGUCUCGUCGUUUCUAUGGACUUUGAAGGUGUUCAUUCCAUCGAGCGAAGUGCACAAGAGGAUACACUGCUUGUUCUCCUGAACUCCGCCAUCUCCAACUUUGUCCUGUUCAGAAACAACUUUGCGAUAUCGAGAGAUAUUGCAGGGUUAUUCACCAGCUUCCAAUCUUGUACGACGGUCUUGGAUCCUGCUGCCAAUCCGCAGCUCUUUAAUUCGACUCUUGGGAUCAUUAUCAAGGACGUCAUUGACUCGGACACGAAGGAGAUUGUAAAUGAAUUCAAGCAGAAGUUCCAGCGUAUUGUUCAGCAGGAGAGGGCCGACAACUUUAUAUCGAAAUUGCACAAGGGCAAGCUUGAUAUAAUUCCUUGGCCUGUCAUCGAAUCUUCGCGCUUUUAUGAGUUAUUUGGGGCUCUGAAGCUACGCCUUGAACGACAACCAUUCACCCACCACCAUGCCGGGGCGUUUCUUUUGACAUUAAAAAUGCUGAUGGCGAAACUCAAAGCAAAUGACUGGGGCGCUUUGGAUCAAAACCUUGCCGUGCAGCGUGCAGAUCAAAUCUCUCACCUCCUCGUUUCUGCCAUGUCUCUUGGGACAACUGACCCAAAUCUUGGAGAGCCUUUGAAGAAUUUCGACACAGAUGAGACGUUGGAAGCGGGCCUGACGAUGUCUCCUCUCUAUCUGGAAGCCUCUCAUGCUAUCCUGCCUCCCGAAUUCUCUUCCAUUUCCGCUUGUCUCGCCUAUCUUCGAGCAGGAUACCCUCGGCUUGAAGAGCGGUACAACAUGGAUGACAGGGAAUAUUACCGAUCACUUCAAGCUUACCUACAAGCUGUUGUUGAGUCGCGAGUCGAGCAGGUCAGACGGUGGAUAACUGUUAACACUGAGAGGUUUGGCCCAAAGGCAGAGAUUACAGCUCUCCUCCAUACCUUUGAUGCAUUCGCCAAGGAGAUGCAGCUUAGCGUGCUGCUUUGUGGCUCCAAGUGCUCGCAAUGUGGCCUCAUCUGCUUGGAACAUAAGCAGCAUAAUGAGCCGGUCAUGAAGGUCGUCAUGUAUGCAAAGGUGCAGCACACCUUUGUGACAGAGCCUCCCGCCGACCAUGACGAUGAAGAGGAUCACAGGUGUGUAAAUGUGUGCAUUCUAGUCAUUUCUGAACUCGAUCCCACUCCUACAGGUGUGCAGCUAGGGUACAUGCUUGUGGGCAGCCAUGUAGCCUUCGGAAACCAGAUGGAAGUCCACUUUGUGAUCGUCCAUGCAUUAUUGAUUGUCAAAGUGCACAUAAUCGUCACGAAUGUGAUCGUGCCCUAUCUUGCCCUAUCAAGUGCCAGUUACGAUGCGGCAAUUCAUUUAUGCGGACAAAGUCACGUCUGCAAUAAAAGAUGUCAGCGUCCCGGCAUUUGCGAAAUUGCGACCACUCCUCAAUCCAUUGAGUCGACGUUUACAGGGAAGCAUACUCAAUACCAAUUCACAAAGUACUCGCAAGAAGCCCAACGACUUCCCUGCGUUGUCCCAAUUGAACCUGGCGAACUCAAGCACAAGGGGCAACACGUUCACUCCCUCGAUCCCGCUGCCUUCCACUAUUGCCAAGAGAAGUGUAAAUACUGUGGCUACUAUUGUACCCUCCCCCUAGGGCAUCCUCAGAAAGAACAUGAGACUUCUCAUGGCUCUAUGUCCCAAACUCAGUGGGUACUUGAUGGCGGCGAUGAUGCGGUACUGGAGCUCGAAGGUCGAAAGUAUGCCACGGGGGACAGUGGUGCUCCAAUGCUUUGCUCUAUGGUCUGCAAGGCGUUGCAUAGGCAUUCUCACCUUGAUACCUGCCGAGCGGACACUGAGCUUGAAUGCAGUGGAGCAGAUGUUCAGCAUAGAAAGAGCGAGAAAGGCAACAGUGGACAAGACUGGAUAACGCAUCGUCUGUACUGGGCACGAAGCGGUUUCAAAGAUCCGUACACCAACGUUGAACAAGCUGAGUUUGAUCUUUGUGACCAUCGUUGUGGUGGUGAUGAGCACGAUGCAAGUAUCAACACUGGUGCCCAGGAUUCGUAUUGCGUCCUUCCUCUUUUCCACCCUCCAGCCGAUGCAAGUCAGGCACCAAGCCUGGGCCACAUCUCUCAAGAUGGUCACGCGUAUAGGUGCAAGAACCCUGCUCUGAUGCAGCGCUCAUUCCACAUCUUUUUUGUGCUUGAUCACUCUGGUUCAAUGACUGCUACGGACAAAAGGCCCCUUUCGCACUCUCCUGCGACUGCAAGGAUCGUCCAACGUGCAAAUAAUCGAUUUGGGGCCGUUGUUUCGUCCAUUUACGGCUUUUGGACCGCACGAGACAAAGCCGUUCGAACUGGUUCCUCCAGCGGAGCCCGUCGCGACGCUUACACAAUCAUUCCGUUUGAAUCAACUGCUUCGGUCGCUUUAUCCAACGACAUGACCAGUGAUCCAGAUCAACUUUUGAAUCUUAUUCUUUCCUACGGUGGUGGUUAUGGUGGGACAAACUUUACUCACGCCUUGGAAACCGUACGACACGAAAUGGAAAGGUCAUGGUCGACUGAGCGCUCACCUAUCGUCAUAUUUCUUUCAGACGGCGAGUGCUCCAUCAAUGACUCGACCAUCUACGAUCUUUGUCGAACUGCAGUCCGACUUGGCAAACCAUUGGGUUUCCACACCGUCUCAUUUGGAGCAGACACGUAUUCACAAAGCUUGCGAAGAAUGGCCGCGAUCGCCGACGAGGUAUACGCAACUGCUCCUAGGGAUCCGCUUGCUCCGCCUGUGGGCUCAGCAUGUACCUUCAGCAACGCCGUUGAUACGAUUCAGCUUGCGUCGACUUUCAUGAGUAUCGCGCAGUCGCUUCAGAACACUCGUGCUGCGCUCUCUCGCAUUUGA
Molecule: messenger RNA, 6549 nt
Organism: Serendipita indica DSM 11827
Lineage: Eukaryota; Fungi; Basidiomycota; Agaricomycetes; Sebacinales; Serendipitaceae
Source: the annotation of a GenBank genome assembly